GUUCCAAUUCUAAGUCUGUCUUGCAACUAAGCGCACCCACUACCGGCAUGGCGGAAGAGUUGUUGAGGGAGUUUGAGCAGGCGGCACAGUUUGUCUUGGCUCCUCCCACAGUUAUAAACAAUGAACAGAGACAUGCUGCUGAGAGUGUCUUUCUUAAUUUUCGCAAGUCAAAGCUACCAUACCAAACUUGCAAAUACAUCCUUGAGACCUGCAAGAAUGACUACGUGCUAUUCCAAGCAGCGUCUACUAUAAAGGAGAGUGUAGUUAGAGAGUGGACUGUUCUGGACAAUGGGGAUAUUGCCUCACUGAGAUCUUUUCUGCUGCAAUAUAUCACUGGACACACUCAUUUACAGAACUAUGUAAGAGAGCAAUGUGUCCUUGCUGUAGCAGUCAUAAUAAAAAGAGGAACUUUAGACCUGAAGGGUGGUGAUAGAAGCAGCCUUUUUAAUGAAGUCACUCAACUGAUCAGCAGUGGAGACUUGUCUAUGCAAUUGAUAGCCUGCAGUAUCCUGACUGCUCUGUUAAAUGAGUACUCCAGCACCAGUCGCUCCAGUAAUGUGGGUCUCACAUGGGAGUUCCACAGCAAGUGUAAAAAGGCAUUUGAGGUUCAUGAUUUGAAGCAGGUAUUUCUGUUCUGCCUACAAGUCCUCCAUGAAUGUGAACGGUGUGCUGAGCCACUGGGACGUGACACCACCGUCUUACUGAACAGGUUUCUGGCCAUCACGGAACAGGUCUUAAACUGGGAGUUCACACCCAAUAGACCUCGCCGCCAUAUUGGUUCAUUUCAAGGCACCCAGAGUGUGUCUUUUAAGCCCAGUGAACACUGGAGAGACACCAUAUUAGACAAGAACUUGAUCCAGUUUCUUUUCAAGGUCCAUUGCAAAGUGCGUCACAAUUCGGAGAUGGCCCACCAUAGCCUGCAGUGUCUGGCACAGCUGGCUUCACUCAAUGGCUCUGUGUUUGUGGAUGACAGCAGCUGCAGAGAAUACUUGACCCACUUUAUACAGGAGAUGUUAUCUACUUUUUCUGGGAAUGGCAUCCCUGACUUUGAGGCCCUGGGUCUGGCCACCAUGUUGAUGAACCUGUCCACCAUGUUUUCUGGCUCUGUGUUCGUCUCCAUUCCACAAGACACACUCGCCUUGUACUUCAGUUUCCUCGCCAAGGUGACCUGUGAUUUUGGCAGAGCGGCAGUGGCCCAGGAGGCUAUGCACAGAGACAGCACAAUGUACAUGGAAGCCUUUGAGAAGGCCCUUGAAUCCUGGAUGUUGUUCCUCUCCGAUUCCAGCCUCUUUCCCACAGAGAGGCUCCACUCCCAUGUGAUCCAGGUGUUCAACACGUAUCUCCAGUGUCACCUCAGCCCACCUGACGGAACAAGAAACCAGAGAGAAGAUGGAGGAACAGAUGAAGAUGAUGAGGAGAUAGAAGAGACGGAGGAAGAUGACAGGGAAAAGUUCCGCGAACAGUUGUGUAGCGUAGCAGCAUUUGGCAGGAGAGCUCCGCAGCAUACUGUGCAGCUUCUUGCCAAACUACUUGAGGAGAGGACUGGCCGACUGUUUGGCCAGUUACAGCGACUUCAUCAGCAGGGACUGUCAGCACCACACUCUGAUACUUCCAUUUUGAAUAAUUUAAAUGAAGACCUCCACUGGUUACUACUGAUCACUGCUCAUGUCCUCACAGAUGAGUCAAUAGGGGAGACUCCUCUGAUUCCGUCUGAGAUCAUGGACUUCUCCAUUGCCCAGUCGACAUCAGUGGACAUUCAGACCACGCUGCGGGUACUGGGGUCACCUGGCGACAAGUUUGAGGCUGUGCCAGGGAGCGAGGAUAAGUCCGACCAUGUUGUCAGGUUGAUAUCAGCAGUAUUUCGGUUGAGUGAAGUAGAGAAACGCGCCAUAAGUGCCAACCUGUGUGAUAUCCUCAGUCCUCAGGUGGGGCGAUCGCUGGUCUGGUUACUAAGGCGAUGGGUAGUGACAUACCUGCUACCCAAUGAAAACCAUUAUAAACAAAUACAUAAAGAUAUAGAUACUAGAGCUGUAGUGUAUAUGAAUAUAGAUACUAGAGUUGUAGUGUAUAUGAAUAUAGAUACUAGAGCUGUAGUGUAUAUGAAUAUAGAUACUAGAGCUGAAGUGUAUAUGCAUAUAGAUACUAAUGGUGUAGUGUAUAUGAAUAUAGAUACUAGAGCUGUAGNUGGGGUAGCAGAGGGCAGCAGGGUUGAUAAUCUUAGCACUCUCUUUGGGUUCCUGCAUCCAAUUCUGGUGGAGAGCAUCAAGAUUUUAGAAGUCUACAGUAACUAUGAGACGGUGGUUCAACUGGUUCUGGAGUUGUUUGGUAUUGUUGUAGACAAGCAGAUCUGUUAUCUAAGCGAGAGAGAAUCUCAGCAGUUGUAUGAGAGUUGUCUGUCCUGUAUCCAGACUUACUCCAAACUUAACAUGGGAAAAAGGUCAGUGGAAGCUGAUGCGGAGGAGGACAGGUUUACAGAUAUUUUACUGAUGAUGGAGUUACUGACCCACAUGUUGUCCAAAGACUUCAUAGACUUUGGUGUGGAAGAUAACAAUCCUCCUGAUCAACAUAUUAGUGCUGCUGAUGUUAUACUACAUGGUCUCAAUAUCCUGGUCCCUCUCAUGAGUGCCGAGUUACUCAAGUUCCCGUCUCUGUGUAGCCAGUAUUUUACCCUGAUCACAUUCAUAGCUGAGAUCUUCCCAGAGAAGAUAUGCGAGUUGCCGCAGCAGUUACAGGACAGUUUGUUGUCUUCUCUGGACCUGGGACUCUCCUCUUAUGGCACAGAGGCAACUCGUCAUUGUCUGGAAUUUCUGACAUCUUUAGCAAGCCACAUCUUUGAGAAGAACCUCUUGGGGACGAGGUUACAUGCAGCUUUAGCGCACUUUCUAGAGCUGUUGUUUCAACUUCUAUUCCUGGAUUCCUUUGACAUGGAUCUUCUAGAUGUAGCCAGUCAGACCCUCUUUACACUGAUGUGUUGUCACAAAGAGAAGUACCAUGCAUUAGUCCAGACUCUUCUUUCCAAGCAGACAGAUGCCUUAUAUCACACCAGACUGGUGGAAGCCUUUAACAAACUGACUCCUGCUACCUUACACUUAAACCUCCACAGACAGAGCAAAAUUGCUUUUAGACAGAACUUUGACAGAUUUCUUGUUGAUGUCAGAGGGAUAUUAUGUGUGAAAUAGUUCUAUUAAGGCCAGUUACCAAAUGGUACAUAACUGGGGCCUAUCCUACAGCAGAGGCUGUUUUAAUGUGGCAUACACUGGCUGUGGCUUGGUUCUUAGACAUAUUUAUUUGACAUUUUAGUCCACUCUCGUAAAUAAGGAUGAAACUGUGUUAGAGAUGAAUUGAUAACAAUGGUUAUGUUCAAAGAUUUUUAUGCAGAAGAAUUACUCUCCAAGGUUUACAGAUUCCUGUUUUUGAAAACAUUUGAUGCAAUCUCAUGAUCUUUUUUCUAUUGGUCAAGUACAGGAAGUACCGAACAACUAUGCCAGCAAUAUUAACACUUGGGAUAGUUUUCAUAAUUGUUUCUUAACUGUUUUCUUAACAAUUUCUUAAUUGUUUCUUAACUGUUCACAAAGAAAUCUUGUUUGUUUUCCCUCAAUUUUUCUUCCAAAAUAAAUAUGAGAAAGGACAAUAAAGUCAAAUUUUC
Molecule: messenger RNA, 3646 nt
Organism: Lingula anatina
Lineage: Eukaryota; Metazoa; Brachiopoda; Lingulata; Lingulida; Lingulidae
Product: exportin-4
Biological process (GO): protein export from nucleus
Cellular component (GO): cytoplasm; nuclear pore
Molecular function (GO): nuclear export signal receptor activity
Source: RefSeq, a predicted model, not a curated record